This is a messenger RNA of Heterobilharzia americana, 1299 nucleotides long. The record is from the annotation of a GenBank genome assembly. NCBI's taxonomy places the organism in Eukaryota, Metazoa, Platyhelminthes, Trematoda, Strigeidida, Schistosomatidae.
AUCAAACCAGUAAUUUAUGCGUCGACAAGCUGAUUUCACCUUUCUUAGUGUCUGUAAUCACGCAGGAAGUUGUUUUUCAGGUUUUAAAUGGUAUUUUAGACGUUGCGAAUCCUUGGAUCAUUUCUAAAGCCUAAGUCCUGAUGGUGUUACAUGUAUUAUUUCUAGAAAACGGAUUUUUUUUCAAAAAUAUAACACCUGCUGCUUGAAAGGAGAAUAAAUUUAUGCCUGUAUUUAAGCCAUCUCGAUCAGAUGCAAAGUUUAAACCCAUUUCUAUUACCUCUUCGUUUUUGAAAAUAAUGGAGAAAUUACUAUUGUGUAUGCUUGAACUUUCAGAAAGGGUUCAAGAGAUCGGAAACAACUUGCUUGGAAACACAGGAGACGUAGAUUUUGAAGAUCAGACCGCAUCAGUAAGCAUGAUCAACAACUGGGUUAAGAAGAAAUCUGGAGGGUUAAUCGAUCAGUAUUUCAAAACUCAACAUGAAUUACCCAGUGAUAUAAUUAUGGCAGUGAUCAAUGUGGUAACGUUCAAAGAUGUUUGGAAAAAGAAGUUCGAUGGGGCUUAUGUUUUCACUGAUGAUUUCUGGGUGAAUAAUUUAACAGUAGUUAAAACUGAUUAUAUGCGAAUAACUGAAACUGUUGGUUAUGCCGCUUUCUGGAAGUUUGGCUUUCGUAUGAUAAGUAAAGAUUUUAAGAAUUCCCGUUUCAAAUUCGUUAUUGCCUUACCUAUAAAAAAAUUUAAUCUAAACAGAGCACUGAAUCUAUUAAAAGGAAUCAGAAGAUUACCAUAUUUUGUUCGCGGACUACAACAAAAGACGGUGUAUAUACAAAUGCCUAAAUUCAAAAUCUCAAACACACUUGAUCUGAUUCAAACAAUGAAAAAGAUGGGAGUAUCUGACAUGUUUGUCGGCUGGAAAGCAAAUUUAUCAGGUAUCGCGAAUGUUAAAAAUUUAAAAGUGGAUUAUCUGCGUCAGUCGACAGUUUUGAAAGUCGAUGAGAAGGGUGUUGAGGCAACUGCGGCUACAUCAUUGUAUUCGCUUGGUCGCAGCUUUUAUAUUAAGCCUGCCAAUAUAACAUUUACUGUUGAUCAACCGUUUGUUUGUUUUAUAUAUGACAACAAAUUGAGAAUGCCAUUAUUCGCUGCUCUGGUCAAAAAACCCGGAGUGGAAGAAUGAUGCAUUCUGGCAACCCAAAGCAAAAAACUAUAAUCGUUUGACUUCAAAACACUCAUGUUUUUAGAUUUUUAACAAAUUAACACUUUUUGUUUCCGUAAAAAUAAAUGAAAAUUAUUCCCAUUUCUUG